GGCAACGCCGUCAGCAAAGUAAAGAUUUUUCUGCACAAAACAAAGCAUUACAAAGAUAAUUGAAAGCUAAAAUAGAAUUAAGUAUGGAUUUAAACAUGAAACCCUCUCUGGCUGCCGACGAAAUGUUUUCCGAAGGCCCCGGCUACAUGGAAAUGGACGAGUCCGGCGGAGCCACAGGAAUGAUGAUGGACCACCUGCCGUCCAACGAUAAGCACGUCCACGCCGACUUUUACAAUGAUUUCGAUGAUCUCUUCGACGACGACAACUGGGCCAAGAUGAAAGGCGAUGGGAAACAGUAGGCGCCACCACACAAUGAAUGGAUUGAAAGAAAUUUGUAUGCCAUUCGUUCUUCUGUAUGUAAUUUUACUUGCGCAAUUAGCAGCGAUAUUCGGUGUAUAAAAAUGGCUGCAACUAUUGUUUAA
This is a messenger RNA of Drosophila teissieri, 422 nucleotides long. Its product is annotated as COP9 signalosome complex subunit 9 homolog. Lineage: Eukaryota; Metazoa; Arthropoda; Insecta; Diptera; Drosophilidae. Bases 84 to 299 code for a protein of 71 amino acids. Gene Ontology annotation, biological process: negative regulation of protein neddylation. The record is from RefSeq and is a predicted model, not a curated record. The transcript has 2 exons.